Molecule: messenger RNA, 461 nt
Organism: Lepisosteus oculatus (spotted gar)
Lineage: Eukaryota; Metazoa; Chordata; Actinopteri; Semionotiformes; Lepisosteidae
Source: RefSeq, a predicted model, not a curated record
AUUUGUAGGAAAAACAUGCCAUCUUUAGCUAGUUCUCAACAGCCCCGUUCUUUAAUUUCACAGACUGCUUUCGAUCAAGCCCUGAAGGAUGCUGGGAGCAAGCUUGUCGUAGUGGAUUUUACAGCCAUGUGGUGUGGACCAUGCCAGACGAUUGGACCGUUUUUUAAGGACCUCGCAAAAAAAUAUACAGAUGUUGUUUUCCUGAAAGUUGAUGUGGACGACGCACAAGAUGUUGCAUCGCACUGCGAGAUCAAAUGCAUGCCAACAUUCCAGUUCUACAAAAAUGGGAUCAAGGUCGAUGAGUUUGCAGGAGCCAAUAAAGAAAUGUUGGAACAGAAGGUGCAGGCCUUAAAAUAAAUACAAUUCCAAACAACAUUGAAGAAACCUUCAUAGUUUAUAAAUAUUUCAAAAUUCACUAUUAAAUUUCCAUGCUGUUUACAAUAAACAUUUUUGUUAAUUCA